Messenger RNA from Ambispora gerdemannii, 386 nucleotides. Lineage: Eukaryota; Fungi; Glomeromycota; Glomeromycetes; Archaeosporales; Ambisporaceae. The record is from the annotation of a GenBank genome assembly.
CACACGUAUCAAAUCACGAAGAAUCAACGCUAUCGCCAAAUUUAUCCUCAACUUCUACUAUCUCAAAUAAUGACAAACCUUCAUCAAGCAUAUACUCAGAAGAAGGCACAACGAUUUCGUCGACGGAUCAAUCUCCAAAUUCGAAGAUAAAUUCAAAAAUGAUUUCGGGUGUUAAUAGCGGUGGUGACAUUGAAAAAGCGUCGAUCGGUGAUGUAGAUACUCCACCGGCGUAUUUGAAAGGAUUAGAACUAUCUUUGGUUAUGAUUGGAUUGGGAUUGGGAGUGUUUUUAUCUGCUCUUGAUCAAACAAUCGUCGCAACUGCUUUACCACAAAUCGCUUCAGAUUUCAAUGCAUUGAAUCAAAUCGCUUGGGCGUGUUCGAAUUAG